This is a messenger RNA of Closterium sp. Yama58-4, 474 nucleotides long. The record is from the annotation of a GenBank genome assembly. Lineage: Eukaryota; Viridiplantae; Streptophyta; Zygnematophyceae; Desmidiales; Closteriaceae.
AUGCUUUUUGCUCUUCCUCUUAGUCGUUCUAGGGUUUCUUCCUUAACUCGAUGCACACAAGAUCUAAACAGCCGGGGACCGAAGAGGAACAUACGCUUUUUGAAGGCGGAUCGGAUCGAGGAGUUCUCUGUUUUGGGGAAAACUGAGGAAAUUGCGUCCCUUCGUCUUCCGUAUGUAGACCUAGCAGUAUUGCACGCGAAGGAGGACGCCGCUGUCAGGAAAGCGGAGGGUGAAGCCGAAAGAAUAGGAGUCGGGGUAACUGCAGAGGCUCAAGACAUAUUCUUUGCCCUUUGCAAAACGUUGCCCUGCAAAUGGGACAGGACAAAAAUCAUUGUCAUGGACGAGGUUCAGGUUCCGAGUCCAUAUAGGCCAGAGAAUGUGACUGGAGGCUCGCCUGAAGCCAACGAGCGGGUGAAGAAAGUGCUUGCAAGGGAGAGGGAGCGGUUGCAAUUAAGACUACAACAAAGUGCAUAG